GGGCGGGCAUUCCAGUUAAGGAGGGGCGGCCUGAAGUAUGAGCUCGGGCGCGUGUAGCACCAUAUCGCUUGGCGGACUCAGAGUACAAUGGCGAAACGGCCAGAUGUCUCUUUGUGCGGACGUCCAUUUGUUCUACUUGUUGUGUAUGACUCCAGCUGGCUCGGGCAGGCUGCGCAUGUCACAGGUGCCUCUGUGGUCAAUGUAUGCAUGUGCAUGGUCCGUGUUGGUCCGAAUAUCUCCUGCGUCUGCGGAAAGUCGCCCCAGUGGUCAUCGAUCCAUAUGACACGUCGCGCACUGCUUUGCUGCUCAGAUACGGCAGGUAAUGGGGUACGAAGUGGACGAUUGGAACAGAAGAUGCACACAGCUUGGAUACACACCGGAGCUCUGGAUCCGUGGGUCAGACAUGCAGUGUCGCCCCGGUCGCCACUCCGAGCCGGGCUGGGAACUCGAGCGCUGUAAGUAUCUGCAAUCCCUGUACCUUGGUCAGCGAUGCCUAGGGCAGUUUGGCCACACAUUUUGUGCCAAGAGCUCCCCAUGUAACCCUUUCAGGUCUUCGACUUCAAUUGCAGGCCGCCGCGCCGCUUCUAGCGAGUAUAUGUCUGGCGGAGAUGCUCCCCGUU
This is a messenger RNA of Rhodofomes roseus, 620 nucleotides long. RefSeq lists its product as uncharacterized. The coding region runs from base 88 to 459 and encodes 123 amino acids. NCBI's taxonomy places the organism in Eukaryota, Fungi, Basidiomycota, Agaricomycetes, Polyporales, Fomitopsidaceae. The record is from RefSeq and is a predicted model, not a curated record. The transcript is spliced from 2 exons.